Molecule: messenger RNA, 1044 nt
Organism: Ornithodoros turicata
Lineage: Eukaryota; Metazoa; Arthropoda; Arachnida; Ixodida; Argasidae
Exons: 8
Coding region: 107-1024 (305 amino acids)
Source: RefSeq, a predicted model, not a curated record
UACUCUACGAGAAUUUCGCUUUCGACUUGAGACCACUAGCAGCGCUGCAUAACGCUUCGAGCAGUUCACGUCUUCCAUCAGCUUUUUCAUACUUUUCCUUCGACUCAUGCAACAUAUACGUGCCCGUCACUCCGUCUGGAUUCUCCUUUUAAAUGUAUUCCAUUCGCUAGGAUCUUCCAUAUACGAAGAGACGAACAAGGAAUUUUACAACGACGACCAAUUUAAACUCAUCUCCAGCGUGCGCAGGACUCCUGGUCUACACAUCAUAUAUAACGGAGGUGCUGAAACUGGCGAUGACUUGUACUUUGACGCUCCCAGAGGUGUUGAACCUGAUAUCACCAUCACUCAUGCCCUCAAGUACACUAAUCCGGUGAAUAUUUCAAGGUUUCGAGUCCUUGAGAGUCCGCGCGUCUUUCUCGAGAUUUAUCAUCGGGCCACAGACCUCGCCGUGUACAGCAGCUUGGACACCACGACCCUUUAUAACCAAUACUCGUACGUAAUGGAUAACGCUAAGCCUGGCGUCUACAUCCUACAGUUUAAGGUUGUCGACGGUCUCGUCAAGUUUUUUGUAGACGGCAGAGAGUACGAAAUGCACAGGAUGCAUCAGCGGGAUUACGUUGGUGCCAAGAGACACUUCUGCGACCCCCCAGGUCCUGUUGUCAUCGAAAGCCAUGUGACGUACAAAGAGGACCCGGGCACAGUCUUCGUUGAGGCUGAAGACUUCCAUGCGCCACAAGUUCCUUUCUACGAAGGUGGCUACGUGAUCUGCGAAGGCGAUGCAACCGGAUGGGUGAUGGUCGCCCACGACGACUACAGACUAAGCGAAGAUUACAAGGGCCGGGAGAGGAUGAAGAUCAUCUUCAAGGCGCACGCUGGAAAGAUGAUAUUCAUGGACAAUGACCAUCCUGAAAACUUCACCGCCGUCAAGCAGAAAGCCGAACCCAUUAAAAGAUUAGACCUCAUGUACUCCUACAAGCUAUACGUUAAGAACGUUUACAUCGAAACAGGACUCAAGCCCAAGUAAAAUCAUUGGACGGAAUGGAA